CCCAGUCUCUUUCGCUCUCGUGUUCUUCUCUUGUCGAUAUCUCUCUGUGAAUUAAUUUAAGAGAAUCGCCACCAUUUUCUAAUUUUUUUUCAAAUGCUCCAUGAAUUCUGGGAAAUGUUCUUUUGAUUUGUAUCUGCUCCAGCAAAUUUCCCGGAAUUUCCGAUUUAGCUUACCCUCUUGAUAAUAUACCUUAUCUUCAAUUCAAAUGACCUGAAAUGUUUUCCGGGGAGAUUUUCUUCUUCCGAUUACGACGAGUGAGUGAAAGAUGAACGCAUUUCGUCUCGCCAAUCUAAAUUUAGAGCAGAUCGACUUGUUUUCACAGUAGGCAAUUGUUGUCAAGGCAGAAAUCUCUCUAUAUGUAUCUUUUGAAUUUAACUCUUGCCGCUGCGACGCUCUAGGUGUAGACAAGUUGGGAAAGCUGAAAACUGCUCACUAAAUCAGUGGAGUUACAAUGAAAAGUUUGUUAACACAAGAAAUGUCAGUGCAAAACGGGUCUAGAAGUAGAUCUCCCAGCAUUAUAGCGAGAUUGAUGGGUCUUGAUGGGCUGCCUCCUCAGAGUUCUCCUCACAGGGAAGACAAGUCUGUAGAGAAUCAACAACGCAGGCCGAUAAGAUCUGAAAAGGCUCUUGGGAAAAAAACCUAUGGUGACCAUGAAUCUUCUAGUAGGGGCUUAAUGGACGAGCAGAGAUUCAAAGAUGUCUUUGAAGUAUUGGACGCUGAAAAGGAGAGUAGAAGUUUGCAUCAGAGGAGGGUGAAUGCUAAUCUCACUGAGGCAGAGAUGGCGUUUAUACGCCAGAAGUUCAUGGAGGCUAAGCGUCUAUCGACUGAUGAGAAACUUCGUUAUUCUAAAGAGUUCAAUGAGACUCUUGAGGCUCUAGACUCCAACAAGGACCUCUUACUGAAGUUCAUUCAUCAUCCAGAUUCAUUAUUCACAGAACAUUUGCCUGAUCUUCAAAGCAUAGCUCCAAAACCACAUUGCAGUCAAGCUACCACUUUGAAGUUGUCCAACAGCCCAAAUCAUGUAGAUAAUGUCAGAACUCUGAAAGUGGACAGAGAGCUGGUAGGGAGGAGUCACAGAUCACAUCAAUGGCAUGGUGGUGGUGCUAAUCCCUGCCAUUCUAACACUAGGAGCGUUCCGUAUGACGAUACAGUUGACCUAUCAAAGAAGCAGCGGAAAAAGAGAAGUGGUUUAAAACCGACCGAAAUUGUUGUCCUGAAACCUAAUCUUGGGAAGUCACAGACCACUGGUAGAACUCUUCCAUCACAGAGCUCUUCUUCUGAUGAGGUCAGGGCAGAUCGCAGGCUUCCAUGCACCAGCAACCAGGAGUCAAAAGCAUUUGGAGGUUUGAAAGCUAAAGAAGAUGUUACUAUUUUAAGACACAAGCCAAGAGAUCCCAGAGCAAUUGCUAGGAUUGUGUCAAGGCAAAUGAAGGCAAGUUGUGGCAAUUCCAUGAACUUUGAGAUUUCAAGGUUUAGAGGUUACGCAGGGGAUGAAAGCUCAUCUGGGAGUGAUUCUUCAAGUGAAUCUAAGUUAGUGUCAGUGAUUUCAGGAGCAAGAACUGACGUUGCCCGCAAGAAGCAACGUCGAUAUCUGCCUUCCAGGUCACCAGAAUCAUCUGUGAGUAAGGAGGCCAUGAGGAGACUGUCGGAGAGGUGGAAGAUGGCACACAAGUCUGAGCGAGAGAUAGAAAUUAGAAGAAGAAACACAUUGGCUGAAAUGCUUGCAACCUCAGACAGAGAGUCGAGACCAGCAGGUUUUGAUGGGAUCACUUUCGAAGAGGGGAUUGGUAAAAGACUUGAGUGCAAUGUUGGACCGUCUGAGUUGCCAGAGCCGAUUAGAAUUAGCAGCAGAGAUGGUUGGAAAGGUACUGGUAGAAGAAACCUUUCGAAGCCCAGAACGAUCAUGCAUGAGGACAGAACUUGUGGUUACACGAUUGUGCUCCCUAAGAAGUUAAUCACUCGAGAUGAAUUAGAGAAGGGGAGUUGUUUUCACCAUAGGGAAUAUUUCUUUUCUAACAAUUCCACGCCCUUUAGUGUUAGUUCUCAAUUUCCAGACAGUAGCUCGUCAGAGAUCAACAGACCAAGUUCAAGUAAAAUUCUUCAAGUGGACGGUGAGCUAUCCGAAGAUAAGCUUCCUUCUAUAAAAACAGUUAAUGCAGAUUCAGAAAAUGGUUCAUACUAUGAGGAUGCUAAGAGUACUCCAUCCUUGGAAUCACUCCAUUUGUCAGAAGUUACCUCGUUAACUGACCAUGAUAUUUCGGGCAGCUUAACCGAAGAAGUCGAUCAUUCUUCUAUUCCUCAACUACAGCCUCAGGAGAGUGCAGAGGAAGGAAAUCAACUAAGUCCCGUUUCAAUCCUACAAACUUCUUCUCAUGACGAGUUUUCAUCCAGUUCCGAGUGCUUUGAGAGUCUUAGCGCGGAUCUCCAAGGGCUCAGAAUGCAGCUUCAGCAACUCAAACGCGAGUCAGGUACGUACAACGAGGACCCCAUGCUCAUUUCAAGCGAUGAAGACUCAAAUCAAGAUGAAUCAUCCAUAGUAACAGAUAAGACGGUGAUCACCCAAGAGCCAGGAGAAGACUGGAAGUCACUAUACUUAGCUGAUGUCUUAGCAAACUGCAAGUUCAGUGACUUGAGCCCUCAAAGCUUCGUGGAAACAUGGCACUCUUUUGAAUCACCUGUAGAUCCAUCCUUGUUUGAGAAUCUUGAGAAGAAGUACACAUACUCCAGUUUGAAAACCUCAAGCCGAUUAGAAAGGAAGCUUCUUUUUGAUAGGAUAAACAGUGAGAUUCUUGAGUUCUUCGAGCAGUUCAAGGAUCUGCAACCCACAAAGGUCUGCCCAAAAUGGGAGAUAAACAAGAUACAAGAAACUCUGCGCGAGAUGGUCACUAUAAAGUUCAUGAAACCAAGUAGAGAGACAAAGGAGAAGAGGUUGCAGUGGCCGAGCUUGGAAGAUGACAUUGAAGUGAUAGGCAAGGAGAUUGAAGAAAUGUUGACAGAUGGACUCAUAGCAGAGCUAGUGAUAUGAGAAAUCUCGUAAAAAAGUAUUUGAUUGUUCUAGAA
Eutrema salsugineum is the source of this 3060-nucleotide messenger RNA. RefSeq lists its product as uncharacterized. The transcript has 5 exons. Lineage: Eukaryota; Viridiplantae; Streptophyta; Magnoliopsida; Brassicales; Brassicaceae. The record is from RefSeq and is a predicted model, not a curated record. Bases 452 to 3025 code for a protein of 857 amino acids.